Miniopterus natalensis is the source of this 5433-nucleotide messenger RNA. Lineage: Eukaryota; Metazoa; Chordata; Mammalia; Chiroptera; Miniopteridae. The record is from RefSeq and is a predicted model, not a curated record.
CCAUCAGUCAUGCUACUGAAUGGGGACUGCCCAGAGAGCCUGGAAAAGGAAGAGGCGCCCACCGAACCGCCCCGGGAAAAUGGGCUGGAUGAGGCUGAGCCGGGAGAGGAGACCACUGGACAGGAAGUCAUUGUCAUUCAGGACACAGGCUUCUCUGUGAAGAUCCUGGCCCCAGGGAUUGAGCCCUUCUCCCUACAGGUGUCCCCCCAGGAGAUGGUACAAGAGAUCCACCAGGUGCUCAUGGACCGUGAAGACACUUGUCAUCGCACCUGCUUCUCGCUGCACCUGGAUGGCAACAUGCUGGACCACUUUUCAGAGCUGCGCAGCGUUGAGGGGUUGCAGGAAGGCUCAGUGCUACGCGUGGUGGAAGAGCCAUACACGGUGCGCGAGGCCCGAAUCCACGUGCGCCACGUCCGCGACCUGCUCAAGAGCCUGGACCCGUCAGAUGCCUUCAACGGGGUUGACUGCAACUCCUUGUCCUUCCUGAGUGUCUUUACUGAUGGCGACCUGGGAGACAGCGGGAAGCGGAAGAAGGGCUUGGAGAUGGACCCCAUUGACUGCACGCCACCUGAGUACAUCCUGCCAGGGAGCCGGGAGCGGCCGUUGUGUCCCCUGCAGCCCCAGAACCGUGACUGGAAGCCCCUGCAGUGCCUAAAAGUGCUCACCAUGAGUGGCUGGAACCCACCCCCUGGGAACCGCAAGAUGCAUGGGGACCUCAUGUACCUGUUUGUGAUCACAGCCGAGGACCGCCAAGUCAGCAUCACGGCGUCCACUCGAGGCUUUUACCUGAACCAGUCCACAGCGUAUCACUUCAACCCCAAACCCGCCAGCCCCCGUUUCCUCAGCCAUUCCCUGGUGGAGCUGCUCAACCAGAUCAGCCCGACCUUCAAAAAAAACUUUGCUGUGCUGCAGAAGAAAAGGGUCCAGCGCCACCCGUUCGAGAGGAUUGCCACCCCGUUCCAGGUGUACAGCUGGACGGCACCCCAGGCAGAGCAUGCCAUGGACUGCGUGCGUGCGGAGGAUGCCUACACGUCAAGGCUGGGCUACGAGGAGCACAUUCCUGGACAGACCCGGGACUGGAACGAGGAGCUGCAGACCACGCGGGAACUGCCCCGCAAGAACCUGCCUGAGCGGCUACUUCGAGAAAGAGCCAUAUUCAAGGUGCACAGUGACUUCACAGCAGCGGCCACACGGGGCGCCAUGGCGGUCAUCGAUGGCAAUGUGAUGGCCAUCAACCCCAGUGAGGAGACCAAGAUGCAGAUGUUCAUCUGGAACAACAUCUUCUUCAGCCUGGGCUUUGAUGUCCGCGACCACUACAAGGACUUUGGUGGGGACGUGGCGGCCUACGUGGCACCUGCCAAUGACCUGAACGGUGUGCGCACGUACAACGCAGUGGACGUGGAGGGGCUGUACACACUGGGAACAGUGGUGGUGGAUUACCGUGGCUACCGUGUCACAGCCCAGUCCAUCAUCCCCGGCAUCCUGGAGCGGGACCAGGAGCAGAGUGUCAUCUAUGGCUCCAUUGACUUUGGCAAGACAGUGGUGUCACACCCACGGUACCUAGAGUUGCUGGAACGCACGAGCCGGCCCCUCAAGAUCCUGAGGCACCGGGUGCUCAAUGACCGCGAUGAGGAGGUGGAGCUCUGCUCCUCUGUGGAGUGCAAGGGCAUCAUCGGUAAUGAUGGGCGCCACUACAUCCUCGACCUGCUGCGCACCUUCCCCCCUGACCUCAAUUUCCUCCCUGUGCCUGGCGAGCAGCUGCCUGAGGAGUGCACCCGCGCUGGCUUCCCCCGCACCCACCGACACAAGUUGUGCUGCCUGCGCCAGGAGCUGGUGGAUGCCUUCGUGGAGCAUAGGUACCUCCUCUUCAUGAAGUUGGCUGCCCUGCAGCUAAUGCAGCAGAAAGCCAGCAAGAUGGAGAACUCCACCUCACUGGAAAAUGGCAGCCCACCCUCCUUGGAGUCCAAGUCUGAAGACCCUCUGGGACCUGAGGCGGGAAGUGAGGAGGAGGGCAGCAGUGCUAGUGGCCUGGCCAAGGUGAAGGAGCUGGCAGAGACCAUCGCCUCAGACGAUGGGACAGGUAGGGCUGCUGUGGAUGCUGGAGGGAGCCCCAGACCUGUCCUGGCAGCUGGUGCUUGCCAUGGACUGCUCAAGACCCAGUCCCAAGAGAGGCAGGCAGAUGUCCCUGCGAGGAGCUGGGAGGAAGCGCAGGACAGCUGGGCCACUGAUAGUGGAGUGUGCUGCCUCCCAGCGGGCCAUGUCUCCGCAGCAGACCCACGGAGCCGGGAGGUGAUCCGCAAUGCGUGCAAGGCAGUCGGCUCGAUCAGCAGCACAGCCUUCGAUGUUCGCUUCAACCCUGACAUCUUCUCACCAGGGGUUCGCUUCCCCGAGUCCUGCCACGAGGAAGUGAGGGACCAGAAGCAGCUGCUGAAAGAUGCUGCUGCCUUCCUGCUCUCCUGUCAAAUCCCUGGCUUGGUGAAGGACUGCACAGACCACGUGGUGCUGCCCAUGGACGGGGCCACACUGUCUGAGGUGAUGCGCCAGCGUGGCAUCAACAUGCGCUACCUGGGCAAGGUGCUGGACCUGGUGCUCCGGAGCCCGGCCCGAGACCAGCUGGACCAUAUCUAUAAAAUUGGCAUUGGAGAGCUCAUCACCCGCUCUGCCAAGCACAUUUUCAAGACAUACUUACAGGGAGUCGAGCUCUCAGGCCUCUCGGCUGCCAUUAGUCACUUCCUGAACUGCUUCCUGAGCUCCUACCCCAACCCUGUGGCCCACCUGCCCGCCGAUGAGCUGGUCUCCAAGAAGAGGAACAGGAGGAGGAGAAACCGGCCUCCGGGGGCGGCAGAUAACACCGCCUGGGCCGUCAUGACCCCCCAGGAGCUCUGGAAGAACAUCUGCCAGGAGGCCAAGAACUACUUUGACUUCAGCCUCGAGUGUGAGACUGCGGACCAGGCUGUGGAGACCUAUGGCCUGCAGAAGAUAACGCUGCUGCGGGAGAUCUCCCUCAAAACCGGCAUCCAGAUCCUGCUGAAGGAGUACAACUUCGACAGCCGCCACAAACCCGCCUUCACCGAGGAGGAUGUGCUCAACAUCUUCCCCGUGGUCAAGCACGUCAACCCCAAGGCCUCCGACGCCUUCCACUUCUUCCAGAGCGGACAGGCCAAAGUACAGCAGGGCUUCCUAAAGGAGGGCUGCGAGCUCAUCAACGAGGCCCUGAACCUGUUCAACAACGUGUAUGGAGCCAUGCAUGUGGAGAUCUGCGCCUGCUUGCGCCUCCUUGCCCGUCUCCACUACAUUAUGGGCGACUAUGCGGAGGCCCUGAGUAACCAACAGAAGGCUGUGCUGAUGAGCGAGCGAGUGAUGGGCAUCGAGCACCCCAACACCAUCCAGGAAUAUAUGCACCUGGCCCUGUACUGCUUUGCCAGCAGCCAGCUGUCCACGGCCCUGAGCCUGCUGUACCGCGCCCGCUACCUCACACUGCUUGUGUUUGGGGAAGACCACCCGGAGAUGGCACUGUUGGACAACAACAUCGGGCUGGUGCUGCAUGGGGUGAUGGAGUAUGACCUCUCGCUGCGCUUCCUGGAGAAUGCGCUGGCUGUCAGCACCAAGUACCACGGGCCCAAGUCCCUCAAAGUGGCCCUCAGCCACCACCUCGUCGCCCGCGUCUAUGAGAGCAAAGCCGAGUUCCGGUCAGCCCUGCAGCACGAGAAGGAAGGCUACACCAUCUACAAGAGCCAGCUGGGCGAGGACCAUGAGAAGACCAAGGAGAGCUCCGAGUACCUCAAGUGCCUGACCCAGCAGGCCGUGGCCCUGCAGCGCACCAUGAACGAGAUCUACCGCAAUGGCUCCAGCGCCAACAUCCCGCCCCUCAAGUUCACAGCCCCCAGCAUGGCCAGUGUCUUGGAACAGCUCAAUGUCAUCAACGGCAUCCUCUUCAUUCCGCUCAGCCAAAAAGACCUGGAGAAUCUGAAAGCUGAGGUGGCGCGGCGGCACCAGCUCCAGGAGGCCAGCAAAAACAGGGCUAAGGCUGAAGAGCCCAUGGCCACCGAGCCGGAGCCAGCGGGGGCCCCGGAGGAUGCGGCCUCCCAGCCCCAGGCUGACAAGGACCCUCCUUCCCCAAGCUUGCAGGGGUAGAAAGGGAGAGACAGAUGGACAGUUAGCUGCCCCGUUACCCAAUGAUCCAGGCUCCAGGAGAAGGGGGGCACGCCCUGCAGAUCGGGAGAGGAAGCAAGUCCCUAUUCUUCCACAUUUCCAACCCCAACCCUACCCCCAGUAUCCUGCUGGGACCCUGGCCUGGCCUGUCUGCCCCCGGAGAGAUGUUUUUGCACUGGUUCAAUGAAAAUACCGAUGCAGAGGCCUAAUUGAAGACACGUGAAUGGAGCGUGUGGGCAUCAGUUCCCAGCUGGGGGACAGGCGCCCCUCAGGCACCCCAUCCUCGAGCAGGUGUGUGCGAGUGUGUCCAUGCCCGCGAGCGUCUUGAUCUGUCUUCCUAACGUGUACAUAGCCCGUCGGUUCGGAGUGGGUGACGUGCAGAUGCGAUUUCUCAGGUCAUUUGUAUGUUUGACAUUACGGCUGCUGCUUCUGCUGCCAGUACCCCUGGGCCCAACCUGGCUACAAGCGCAGGUUUGAAGCCGACAAAGGGGGAGCUUUCCUGUGUCCUGGGAUGGGGAGUCAGCUCUGUGGCAGGGCUGGAGAGCUGGGGUGCACUUUAGCUCUGUGGCAAGACGAGAGCUGCAGUGGCUUUAUUAAUCAUGGUUGGGACUGGCCUGGCUGUGCUUGGGGUGGUGGGGAAGGGCAGGGUGGGCAGCGGUGGUUCCCCCAGGUACCCAUGUCCAGCCCCCACCUGUCUGCCUCCCUGCUCCCUGCUUCUCAGCUGGGGAUGCCCUGGGGGCUGCAGUCUGAAUGUAUCCUCACCAUUUUAACCUGAGCUGCCUGACGCACAGUGGGAGUGGGUAGGGCACAGGCCUAGGGGAAUCAGUUGAAUCAUGGAUUCUGGGGGUAAAUUACCAGGUACAGGCGUGAUUGUCAUUUGUUUGCGGAGCCCAGCUCCCUACCUGGUCCUCGCCACACAAGCACCUUCAACAGAGAGUACCUCUGGGUGUGGCAGAUGGGGGCGGCAUGGAAGGCGGUGGCCCCCACAGGCCCCGGCUGCUCCCUCUCCCAGCUGCCUGUGCUGCUUCUGUGCCUGCUGUUGGAGCCCUGACUAUGGGGGGAGAUCACCACCCUUGUGAGCUUGAGGGAGCUGUUCCAGGGGUGGGUCCUCUGCCUGGGGGGAGCUGCUUAUGGGUAUGGUCUGUCCAAACACCUUGUUUCAAAGGGAGUGGGCGUGAGCUAGCAAUCGAAGCAUCCCCACAGCUGAUCGAGAACUUUUUCUUGUUUUUAAACCAUCACGUCUUCAUUUCACAUUGGAAUAAAGUGAGUUUUUGAAACCUA